Messenger RNA from Trichoderma gamsii, 357 nucleotides. RefSeq lists its product as hypothetical. The record is from RefSeq and is a predicted model, not a curated record. The transcript has a single exon. NCBI's taxonomy places the organism in Eukaryota, Fungi, Ascomycota, Sordariomycetes, Hypocreales, Hypocreaceae. The coding region runs from base 1 to 357 and encodes 118 amino acids.
AUGAAUCUGCCCAACCCUCAUCUGCCGUUCUGCUUUCGCUGUCUUUCCCACCAACCAUUGACGCUUCUGUACUGUACCAAAUCACAGCCUAUUUCGCCGAGGCCUGCGUGCGAUGCGGUCAUUGAGUCUCGUCGGCAUCUCGGCCAGGCCAUGGGUCCCAUAGAGGCUGUGUGCGGCUUGUGGGACGGACCAUCUCUGAAGGCCUGCAAGUGCACUAUCGCGGCCUGGCUCCCUUGUUCCAAUCUGGUUUGUUCAUGCGGAGCGAGGCCUCUUCUUGCGUGUUGCUUUGCUUCGCUUCUUCUUUUUCCUUCUUCUUGUUCCAUGGUAUCCAUGUCAAGAGCAUGUCACCAGCAUUAA